UCUGUAGGUGGCCCUGGCGUGCGGCGUGGACAUGGGAUCUCCAAGCGUCCAGCUCCUGGCCAUGCUCCUUGUCCUGGGGCUGUGUGCCCUGGCGGGGGCCCAGAAACCUUCCCCCUGCCGGUGCUCUCAGAUCGCAGUGGAAAACAGGAAGAACUGUGGCUUCCCGGGCAUCACCCCUGACACGUGCUUCAGCAUUGGCUGCUGCUUCGACUCCAAAGUCCCCAAUGUCCCCUGGUGUUUCCACCCACUCCCGAAGCAAGAGUCGGAGCAGUGUGUGAUGGAAGUGUCGGCCCGGAGGGACUGCGGGUACCCGGGCAUCAGCCCCAAGGAGUGUGCAUCUCGAAAGUGCUGUUUUUCCGACAACAUCGUCGAUGUGCCCUGGUGUUUCUUCCCCAUCCUCGUGGAAGAUUGCCAUUAUUAGGAGGAAUCCCUUCCGAGAACCCACCAGGCUCCCCAGGUGUUUGGAAAUGAAGAUUGCCACCACGUCUCAUGUCUGCAGAGUUCCUGGCUUUCCUUCAUCUGCUUUUUAUCCUGGUUCAACAGACAGUUUCUUCAAAUAAAGAAAACCCUUAA
Lutra lutra (Eurasian river otter) is the source of this 573-nucleotide messenger RNA. RefSeq names its product trefoil factor 2 (gene TFF2). NCBI's taxonomy places the organism in Eukaryota, Metazoa, Chordata, Mammalia, Carnivora, Mustelidae. The coding region runs from base 32 to 421 and encodes 129 amino acids. Gene Ontology annotation, molecular function: CXCR4 chemokine receptor binding. Gene Ontology annotation, biological process: maintenance of gastrointestinal epithelium; chemokine-mediated signaling pathway; negative regulation of gastric acid secretion. The record is from RefSeq and is a predicted model, not a curated record. The transcript has 4 exons.